Molecule: messenger RNA, 2550 nt
Organism: Jaculus jaculus (lesser Egyptian jerboa)
Lineage: Eukaryota; Metazoa; Chordata; Mammalia; Rodentia; Dipodidae
Gene: Tfap2a
Product: transcription factor AP-2 alpha
Exons: 7
Coding region: 248-1567 (439 amino acids)
Biological process (GO): anatomical structure development; regulation of transcription by RNA polymerase II; regulation of cell population proliferation
Cellular component (GO): nucleus
Molecular function (GO): DNA-binding transcription factor activity, RNA polymerase II-specific; RNA polymerase II transcription regulatory region sequence-specific DNA binding
Source: RefSeq, a predicted model, not a curated record
AGGGAAAAGUUUCUACCAUUAGAGGGAGAUCUCUGAGCGCGCACGGGAGCUCGGUACCCUUCUCUCCUCCUCCUCCUCCUAGCCCUCCUCCUCCUCCUCGCCCUCCUCCUCCUCCUCCUCACCCUCCUCCUCCUCGCCCUCCUCCUCCUCCCGAGCUCUCCGCCAGCAGCCGGCACUUUGCGCUUACCCAGAGAGUAGCUCCACUUGGGUGUGAGGUGCACAGGGGCAAAUUUGUUCACGGCGAUCCAUGAAAAUGCUUUGGAAACUGACGGAUAAUAUCAAAUACGAGGACUGCGAGGACCGUCACGACGGCACCAGCAACGGGACGGCACGGUUGCCCCAGCUGGGCACUGUAGGUCAAUCUCCCUACACCAGCGCCCCGCCGCUGUCCCACACCCCCAAUGCCGACUUCCAGCCCCCCUACUUUCCCCCGCCCUACCAGCCUAUCUACCCUCAGUCGCAAGAUCCUUACUCCCACGUCAACGACCCCUACAGCCUGAACCCCCUACAUGCCCAGCCGCAGCCGCAGCACCCGGGCUGGCCCGGCCAGAGGCAGAGCCAAGAGUCUGGGCUCCUGCACACGCACCGGGGGCUGCCCCACCAGCUGUCGGGCCUGGAUCCUCGCAGGGACUACAGGCGACACGAGGACCUUUUGCACGGCCCACACGGGCUCGGCUCCGGACUCGGAGACCUCCCCAUCCACUCCUUACCUCACGCCAUCGAAGACGUCCCGCAUGUAGAAGACCCGGGUAUUAACAUCCCAGAUCAAACUGUAAUUAAGAAAGGCCCCGUGUCCCUGUCCAAGUCCAACAGCAACGCCGUCUCCGCCAUCCCCAUCAACAAGGACAACCUCUUCGGCGGCGUGGUGAACCCCAACGAAGUCUUCUGUUCAGUUCCGGGUCGCCUCUCGCUCCUCAGCUCCACCUCGAAGUACAAGGUCACGGUGGCGGAAGUGCAGCGGCGCCUCUCGCCGCCCGAGUGUCUCAACGCGUCGCUGCUGGGCGGAGUGCUCCGGAGGGCGAAGUCUAAAAAUGGAGGAAGAUCUUUAAGAGAAAAACUGGACAAAAUAGGAUUAAAUCUGCCAGCAGGGAGGCGUAAAGCUGCCAACGUCACUCUGCUCACAUCACUAGUGGAGGGAGAAGCCGUCCACCUAGCCAGGGACUUUGGGUACGUGUGCGAAACUGAGUUUCCUGCCAAAGCAGUAGCAGAAUUUCUCAACCGACAGCAUUCCGAUCCCAACGAGCAAGUGACAAGAAAAAACAUGCUUCUGGCUACGAAACAGAUCUGCAAAGAGUUCACCGACCUGCUGGCUCAGGACCGAUCUCCGCUGGGGAACUCGCGGCCCAACCCCAUCCUGGAGCCGGGCAUCCAGAGCUGCCUGACCCACUUCAACCUCAUCUCGCACGGCUUCGGCAGCCCGGCCGUGUGCGCCGCGGUCACCGCCCUGCAGAACUAUCUCACCGAGGCCCUCAAGGCCAUGGACAAAAUGUACCUCAGCAGCAACCCCAACAGCCACACGGACAGCAGCGCCAAAAGCAGUGACAAAGAAGAGAAGCACCGAAAGUGAGGCUCUCCCGGCGCCCCGGCAGGUGCCCACCGCCGCCCUCCUCCGCACCCUCCUCCUCCUCCUCCUCCUCCUCCUCGCUGCCGCCGCCGCCGCCGAGCGCCCCCCGCGCCCCCGGGAGCGACUGCUCCCCCCACCGCCGACUCAGCGCCCUGCCUCAACUUCCCCAUCGGCACCAACAGCCCCCCGCGCCCUCAUGUGGAGCCUAAGAGAACAGAACAGGCCGUGAAGCCAGCAAAGAAAAGUUCUGUUGAGUUCAUGAACCUUCCCCCCCCACACACCCCCGUUUUUUUUAAAAAUCAAACCAACAACAGCAACGACAACAACAAAAAAACAAACAUUAAAACUUUCUUUUUUCUAAAAAAAGAUCUUAAAAAAUUAAAAAAAAAAAUCAUAUGAGCUUCAUGGGACUGAAUCAUCGCUCUCCCUCGCUACUUCAGUUCAGAUUGUAGCCAUACCUAAAAAAGUCAAAGAGGAUAAUGACAUUUUUUAUCAGUAUUGUGAAUAAACUUGAACAGAAACACACGAAGUUCCAUGUCCUGUCUUCAGUUGUAGGAGGUUUCCCUCUGCAAGGUAAAGCCACCCACUUGAACUUUCUCUGGCAACACGAUUCACAACUCUAUAAGGGAAUCAGUGUUCAUGUCUUUGUAUAUAUUUAUUUAUGUGUAAUUUAAUGGGAUUUGUAAAUAUGGUGAGUCUGUUUUAAGCAUUUUUUUUUAUUUAUCUGGUGAUCUCGUUUACCUCUUGUUUAGUGGGGUUUGAAUCUUCCCUAUUAGUUUUUCAUGUGUUUCUACUUAUUUAGACAUCCAAGGUCUGAGUGACCCCCACCCCCAAGACUCAUGAACUUACCCCGGCUGUAGCAUGUUAAAGACCACGAUGAAACAGCUGAAUAAAUUUUCUAAGAAGUAAAAUAAAAUUUUAUAUAUAUAAUUAGUAUAACAUUUAGCUUUUCAUUGAACUGAAAGGGAAAAAAAUGUGAUAUUGAA